AUGACAGAAGCUACAGAGAUUUCGGAAACAACACCAAGAACAACCCCAAGGGAAAGAAGUUCAGAUUCUGACUCGAUAGACCCAUUGGACUCUGAUAGUGUCCAAUUUUACGAUGCUCAAGAUGGAUUAGAAACUGAUGGAGUGUAUGCAACCGCUAUUCAAAACGUUCAAUCUCAAAGGUCAAAAACAGAACAUCGACAUGAUAAUAUACCAAAAAUAACAACUCCUGAAAGUGAUGAAAAUGGAGAAAAACACGAAGAUCAACACGACACACAAUCAUUGACCGUUAAACAAAGAUAUCAGGAAUAUUUCAAAGUGAUCCCCAAAUUCUUUUUUGUCUAUCUUCAAGUUUUCUGUAUAUUUUUAGGGUUUUUAUCGAUGUAUUGGGGGUCAAUAUAUCAUCGUGACCAACGUUACCGGAAUGUUGGUUAUUUGGUGGUCAAUGAAGAUUCACAAUUUACAGUGCCCAAUGGGUCAGGUACAUCGACAUCAUCGUCAACAAUCCAACCGUAUUUGGGUAAUGCCAUCAUCAAUAUGUUGUCGCAUAACAAAACCAUUGAAAAUCUUGGAGAUUUUGAUAUUGUAAACUUGACCGAUUUUACCCAAUUAGCUGAGAAGCACAAUAACACCCUAUUAGAAGAAGCUGAACGACAAGUGCAUCAUCAAAAAUACUGGGGUGCCAUAUAUAUUGCUCCAAAUAGUACCCGAAACAUUUAUCAAGGGUUUCUGACAGGUAAUGGGUCAUAUAUGAGUAAUGUGAAUCAAUCAAUAUCUGUUAUUUAUGAAACAGGACGUCAUUUUUCAGCUUUAAGUCAAUAUCUUAUUCGGAAUUUGAAUCUUGUUAGUGAAGCAUGGAUUCGUGAUUAUGCUUCAUCUCAAGUGUAUCAACCAAUUUUAAGUCAAUUGAAUUCCACACAACGGCAAUUUUUAUUAACUAAUAAUCAAACAAUUGCCAUUUUCACAACAUUACCAACAUUUAAUUUUAUUGAUCAAAGACCAUCACCCAGCCCUGCAGUUUUAGGACCUUCUGAAAUCCAAUUGAUCUAUUGUUUAAUCAUAUCCUUCUACAGUUACAAUUUUUCCAAAGACAUUUAUGCCUAUAUGAGAAAGAAGAUUAAGUAUCGAUCUUAUUUAUUCUAUAAAUUUUUGAUAUCUCAGUUGCAUGCAUUUGUAUUAGCAUUGGUUUAUUCCUUAAUGGCGAUUGCUUUCCAAGUACCCACAAACGUAGCCUUUGGGAAAUCAGGUUUUUUAGUGCUUUGGAUGUUUGUUUUCUUAUAUAUGAGUGCUACAGGAGUGAUUAAUGAAGUUGUAGUGCUGAUCAUAUUAACAUUUGGGAAACAACAAUUAAUUGCUCCUUGGAUGGUGUUUAAUAUUGUCGCCAAUGUUUCAACAACCUUUGCCCCAUUCGUUUUAACACCAGGAUUUUUCCGAUUUGGAUAUGCCAUGCCAAUGUAUAAUGCUUAUGAAGCAGUGAAAAUUGUAUUUUUUGAUACUUGGAAAGGCCAUUUAGGACGAAACCUUGGAGUUUUGAUAAUUUGGAUAGUCGUUGGAAACGUGUCGCUAUUAUUUGUCAGUGAUUGGUCCACCCAAAGGGCUAAAAAAAUAGCUUUGGCAGAGAAGCAAAAGAAGAAGGAAGAAGAACAAGUAGACAACUAG
Molecule: messenger RNA, 1656 nt
Organism: Candida dubliniensis CD36
Lineage: Eukaryota; Fungi; Ascomycota; Pichiomycetes; Serinales; Debaryomycetaceae
Gene: SNG4
Product: Sng4p
Exons: 1
Coding region: 1-1656 (551 amino acids)
Cellular component (GO): membrane
Source: RefSeq, a predicted model, not a curated record